UGGUGUCCCCCUUGAUCCCGUCGCGGGCCCCUCCAUCAGGAGCGGUGACAUUCUCGGGCGCGGCUCGUCUGUCCUCGGCUCCUGCGCUAGGAAUGCCCUAGCUCUGCCCGUGGGGACAGCGUCAGCCUGCGCCCGCGAUCCUGAGCCCAGAAGGGGCAGUUGGCAGCUUGGCUUCUCCGCGCCCGGAUCUGUCUGCUUUCUCGUCUCCGCCUCGCUCCUUUCAAGAUUGUCCGACUGCCCGCGGUGCUGCCCUCCAGAAGAGCCAGCCACCAUGUCCCCGGAGUCCAAAAAGCUUUUCAAUAUCAUUAUUUUAGGAGUUGCCUUUAUGUUCAUGUUCACCGCCUUCCAAACUUGCGGGAAUGUGGCGCAAACUGUCAUCAGAAGCUUAAACAGCACGGAUUUCCACGGCAGUGGAUACACCAGUAUGGCGAUCAUCUAUGGAGUGUUCUCUGCUUCAAAUUUGAUCACGCCCUCCGUGGUGGCCAUUGUAGGACCUCAGCUCUCCAUGUUUGCCAGCGGCUUGUUUUACAGCAUGUACAUUGCCGUUUUUAUCCAGCCUUUCCCGUGGUCCUUCUACACGGCCUCGGUCUUCAUUGGAAUCGCAGCUGCGGUACUUUGGACCGCACAAGGAAACUGCCUGACCAUCAAUUCCGAUGAGCACACUAUUGGGAGGAACAGUGGAAUCUUCUGGGCACUCCUACAGUCGAGCCUGUUCUUUGGAAACCUCUACAUAUAUUUUGCGUGGCAAGGAAAAACACAGAUAUCAGAGAGUGACCGGAGAACAGUGUUUAUUGCCUUGACAGUGAUUAGCCUUGUGGGGACCGUUCUUUUCUUUCUCAUCAGGAAGCCCGAUUCCGAAAACAUCCUGGGAGAAGAUGACUCUUCCGACGAGCAGGACCUACAAGUCAGCGAGUCUGCCCCGGACAAUGUGACAAAGGCGCUGGCUGCGUUCAAAAAGUCUCUUAAGCUGUGUGUCACCAAGGAGAUGCUCCUUCUUAGUGUUCCAACUGCCUAUACAGGUCUGGAAUUGACCUUCUUCUCCGGUGUGUAUGGAACCUGCAUUGGAGCCGUCAAUAAAUUUGGGACGGAAGAGAAAAGCCUUAUCGGACUUUCUGGAAUUUUCAUCGGCAUUGGAGAAAUUCUAGGGGGCGGCCUCUUCGGCCUGCUGAGCAAGAGCAGCCGCUUUGGGAGGAACCCCGUGGUGCUCCUGGGCCUCCUGGUGCACUUUGUGGCCUUCUACCUCAUCUUCCUCAACCUGCCCGGGGAUGCACCCAUCGCGCCCGCCCAGGGCACGGACAGCAGUGCUUACAUCCGUCCCAGCGAGGUCCUCCUUGUGAUGCGUGGGUGGUGGGGCUGGUGGCCCACUUGCUCGCUCACAGUGACCAGUAUCUCUGUCUGCCCGCAGUCUAUCUGUGCAGCCCUGGCCUUCUUCUACAGCAACUACCUACUCCUGCACUGGCAGCUCCUCAUCAUGGUCGUCUGUGGGUUUUUCGGAACCAUCUCCUUCUUCGCCGUGGAGCGGGCCGCUGCCGCCAUCGUUGCCCGGGGCUCCGACUACAGGAGCAUUUGACACGGUGCCGGUGCGGCUCCUUCCGAGACCCAAGCUGAUGGUGGCAACAACAUGCUGACAGGGAGAGGCCCCGCUCAGGGUCAGGUGGUGUCCAGGUGGACAUCAAAGAAGCAAGACGAUUGAGUGAGCCAGCGUCCGUGUGGAGGUUUACAGAUGCGGCCAGCGGGGAGAGCUGUCUGUCAGCUCCCCUGUCUCCAGUCCCCUUUGAUCAUGCCAUAGAGUGUCCGUGUUCCCCACCCUCUCGGUUAGUCACAGAGUCCUGCUGGGCAGGAAGUACAGAUGGGGUGCGUGCCCCCCCACUAAUUGUAGGGAGCGGCUGCCCGAGUCUGCUCUGCAGGGCAGAGAAAUAAAUGGCAGUGCUGAGCGGA
This is a messenger RNA of Echinops telfairi (small Madagascar hedgehog), 1938 nucleotides long. It is a transcript of the gene MFSD11, whose product is annotated as major facilitator superfamily domain containing 11. Bases 272 to 1570 code for a protein of 432 amino acids. The transcript has 13 exons. The record is from RefSeq and is a predicted model, not a curated record. NCBI's taxonomy places the organism in Eukaryota, Metazoa, Chordata, Mammalia, Afrosoricida, Tenrecidae.